Messenger RNA from Acanthochromis polyacanthus (spiny chromis), 7153 nucleotides. Its product is annotated as E3 SUMO-protein ligase PIAS1-like. Gene Ontology annotation, molecular function: transcription coregulator activity; zinc ion binding; SUMO ligase activity. The coding region runs from base 38 to 2176 and encodes 712 amino acids. Gene Ontology annotation, biological process: regulation of transcription by RNA polymerase II; protein sumoylation. Lineage: Eukaryota; Metazoa; Chordata; Actinopteri; Pomacentridae. The transcript is spliced from 13 exons. The record is from RefSeq and is a predicted model, not a curated record.
GACAACACCUCACCACGCCUGCGCACAGAAAUACAAGAUGGCGGAGAGUGCGGAACUGAAGCAAAUGGUGAUGAGCCUGCGGGUGUCGGAGCUGCAGGUGCUGCUGGGCUACGCUGGGCGCAACAAGCACGGACGCAAGCACGAGCUGCUGACCAAGGCGCUGCAUCUGUUGAAAGCCGGCUGCAGCCCCGCCGUGCACAUGAAGAUCAAAGAGCUGUACCGACGACGCUUCCCUGCCAAAAUGGUUUCCCACUCGGAGCUGGCCCUCCCCGGGCCGCAUCACCCGGCCACAGCUGGAGUGGUCGGAGGAGGGGGAGCAGCGCUGCCGGCCGGCCUGACACAGCUGGCGUACGAGGGUCACGCCGGUCACGGUGGAGCCCCAUCGCCUGCCGCCUUACUGCCCCUCUCGCUGCUCGGCCCUGGGAAACAUGAGCUGACCGGCCUGACGCACCACCUGCCCACUUCAGCCACGCUGCAUCCGGUCCACCCGGACGUCAAGCUCCAGAGGCUGCCCUUCUACGACAUGCUGGACGAGCUCAUCAAGCCGACCAGUUUAGCGUCAGACAACAGCCAGCGGUUUCAGGAGACGUGUUUUGCCUUUGCAUUAACGCCGCAGCAAGUUCAGCAGAUCAGCAGCUCGAUGGACAUCUCGGGGACCAAAUGCGACUUCUCAGUCCAAGUUCAGCUGCGGUUUUGCCUGUCGGAGACGAGCUGUCCUCAGGAAGACCACUUUCCCCCAAAUCUGUGUGUGAAAGUCAACGGGAAGCCAUGCAACCUGCCGGGUUAUCUUCCUCCAACCAAAAACGGCGUCGAGCCCAAGCGGCCCAGCCGGCCCAUCAACAUUACCUCACUGGUCAGGUUGUCGACCACCGUCCCCAACACCAUCGUGGUGUCGUGGACCGCUGAGAUCGGAAGGAGCUACUCCAUGGCGGUGUACCUGGUGAAGCAGCAGUCGUCCACGGUGCUGCUGCAGAGACUACGGGCGAAAGGCAUCAGAAACCCAGACCACUCCAGAGCGCUCAUCAAAGAGAAGCUAACAGCAGAUCCAGACAGUGAAAUAGCCACAACCAGCCUUCGAGUGUCGCUGCUCUGCCCGCUGGGGAAGAUGCGGCUGAUGAUCCCGUGUCGGGCGCUGACAUGCUCCCACCUGCAGUGCUUUGACGCCACGCUCUACAUCCAGAUGAACGAGAAGAAGCCCACCUGGGUGUGUCCUGUCUGUGACAAGAAGGCCCCCUACGAGCACCUCAUCAUCGACGGGCUUUUCGUGGAGAUCCUGAACAGCUGCAUGGACUGUGAUGAGAUCCAGUUUAAGGAGGAUGGCAGCUGGGCCCCCAUGAGGUCUAAGAAGGAAGUGCAGGAAGUCUCCUCUGCCUCCUAUAACAACGGGCUGGACGGCUCGUGUCGGACGUCCGCCGGCUCGGAUCAGAGGAGCUCCUCGUCGUCCAGCCACGGCGGCAGCGACGGCAGCAACAGCAAGAAGGUGGAGGUGAUCGACUUGACACUGGACAGCUCCUCGGAGGACGAAGGACAGGAUUCGCCGCCUCCGCCUCCCCCGCCGCUGCCUCCUCCAGUCAAACGAGCGUGCCCCUCUUUAUCCCCGACCUCGCCACCCGUCAUCAACAAAGGCAGCAGCGUGCUGAACCUCCACCACCAGGCCUCUCCUGUCAGCCGAACCCCCAGCAUGCCAGCCAUGGACACCAGCUACAUCCCUCCUGUCCCCCCACUCAUCCAGGACUACAGACCCUACUACCACACCCCCAACGACCUGUCAGAGUUGAACUUCUUCUCUUUUCUUCAAGGCGACAAUCAUCAGCAUUACAACAUGGUGAUGGCGGCGGCGGCUGCUGCGUCGGCCUCAGACGACCACGAGCUUCUCCUCAACCGCUUCCUGCCCUACAGCACCUCCUCCUCCGCCUCCCAGCUGUUCCUCGACCAAUCGGGCGCCUCCUCGGCCGCCUCGCUGACCGCGCCGACCAACGGGGCGAGCAACUCGGGCAGCAGCAGCAGCCUGGUGUCGUCCAGCAGCCUCCGCGACACCCACUCCUCGCACUCGUCCUCGCACUCGGGCUCGCACUCGGCGCACACGCACCCGGGGGUGGUGGCCAGCCGGAGCAGCGCCGAAGCUGCGGUGGCGGCUAUUUACGGCGGGAUACCGGACGUUAUAUCGCUGGACUGACCCCAGAACGAGCCUCUGGGCCCGGCCGCAGCCACAGACUGACUGAAGGGGAAGGUGUUGAUCCAGGAACUAGACUGGCCCCAGGUCCUCAGACUGAACACUUCUGGUGUCGUUGCGAUGAGACUGCCUUGAGAAGAGCGCUAACGAUGUGAGUAACGAGCUGAAAGGUUCCUCCGCUGGCUGACCUGAGAACAGACACCUUAAAGCGGUCAGCUGUGACUUCAGAUCCUGUCCAGCAUGUGAACCCACGUUUCUGCUAUUCUGGUACCAACCCGGCACAAGCAGCAGCAACGCAGAGGAGGAAGGCUCUUUUUUUUACAGACAGGAGCGGCACCGUGUACAGAGAACAAAAUCUAUUUUCCUCUUUUACUUUUGUAUGUUCGAUCGGGACGUUUUCAGUCUAGUGAGCUGCUUCGGUCGCCGUUUGUACGUGGAGGACGGACUCGUUUGUUCUUUUUGUUCUCCUCUCACACGAGCUUAUACAUAUGCCUGUUGCCAUCUGCUCACCUUCUCUUUCAGCUCCUUUGACUUUUCCAUUUUGCAGUUCUCCCUCCUUUUCUCUCAGAUUUCCGCUGUAUUUUUUCUCUACCAAAAGACUUUUCCAGACGCUGAAUCUACAGUUUAUUCAUGUGCUGAUAAUUUUAUUAUGCUUUUAAGUUAUGUACGAUAUUUAAGCAGUUCUAAAUAUAAAUAUAUAUAAAUAUAUAUGCAUUCCGUUUGACCUUCAGGUUACCGCUGUAGGGAGUGUGUAGGUGGAAAUUAGCCAUUUCUGGUUUUUCAUUUUCACUCCUUCAUUUCCUUUUUGAAGACUCUGCCGGCAUUCAGCAUUUAGAAAUGAGACUAUUUAUACUUGCCAACUUAGAGUUUUGAGCUGGAAGAGUUUUCAUUUGUUUUCCUUUUUUUCUCUCUCUCUUUUUUUUUGCACAAUGCCAAAAAAAAAAAUAGCGCACGGUACGUAUGAAAAGUAAUGGGAGUGCAGUCGCAUCUGUGUGUGCCACAGUGUUUUCAGUCGAGUGUCCGCUGCUUCAGACACUUCAGCUCUGUCCCUCUGUGUCUCGUCCUCUCAGCCGACUGUUAAAAAGGAAUUAAAGGUCGAGCUGUCGUAGCAGCGCCGGCCUUUUAAAGACACCGGCGUCCGUAACGUGCGACCGAGGUUCGACUAGUGCCUGUUUAUGUGCGUGAAAUUAAUGUCUUAAACGGUCGCCCACAACCUCCACUUCAUCUCGUUUCCUGAAGAUUCGACCUGCGACUGGAGCAGGGGUGUCAGGUUCCACAUCCAGCCCAGUAAAAUCACAGCAUAAUGAACACAACUGCACCUUUUUCCUUUAUUCUAGAGCAAAGAGAUCCAUUCUGAAAAUGUUCACAAUUAAGGAAUUGUCUUUUUACAAGAAACCUGAAGUUUCUUAAGAUAAAUUAGUAAAAUCUCAACAAUGUAAUUCUUCAGUCCAUCAUUUACACGUUACAGCUUCCAGAUCACGGUGGUUCUGUAAAGACAUAAAACGUUUAGUCACAGAUAUCUGGAACUGAUGAUAUAGUGUUUUACUUGUUGAUUAAAAUGAUAAAAGUCAGACAAAAAACAAGACAAGAUAUGACAAAAUUGAGACACAAAAUGACAAAAAUGAGACAAACGACAAUAAUGAGACAAAUAAUUUGAAAAGAAAGUUGCAAAGCAACAAAAGAUUGGACACAAAUGAGACAAUAAAUGGAAAAAAAUAGACAAAAAGACACAAGCGAGACAGAAAGGAAACACAAAAGUGACAAACAUGAGACAAAUGACAAAAGUCAAACAAAAAACAAAACGAGGCACAAAAUGACAAAAGAACAAAGAACAAUCUGGUGUUUUACUUUAUGAUCAAAGCAACUUAUGGCCAAGAAAUUACUUAAAAUUUAUAGUUUUACUCAUUUACAAUCUGCAGUUAAUGUCUUCUCUGUGAUUUUUACACUUUGAGGGCCGGAUUGGACCCUCUGGAGGACCGCUUUUGGACCACAGACCUCAUGUUGGACACCCCUGAUCUGUGGUUUUAUCUUUAGGCUGUGAUAAAGCGUUGAAUCGUGUAAACAGGCUGUUUAGUGCCACAGAUAUAAAGUCUCAGCUUAGAGCCAGAGGAUUUAAAACGUGUGGAGCUUAAAAACCCGCUGAACCGUCGCCGUGUGACGGUGUGUUUGUGUCAAAACGAUGCGCAGAUUUCCGGAUACCUCGAUGUUGUCGCCGUCCGGCUGAAAGCGCAGGGUUUCCCUCAUGAAUGUAUCGUAUAAUUUGAAGACUGCUGGUGGCCUUUGCUUCCGUCACAGCAGAGACCCGCUGGUUCCAUCCUGCAGCCGCUUCGUCCUUCAAACUUCCCCCCGUCGUCGGUCCGUCUUCGAUGUUAAACUUCCAGACGUCAGAGACAGGAAGCUGAAUUAUUCCCCCCGACACGACCAGAUAAUCGCUUCUGACAGGAGCUCCGUCACCUCACAUCCCUCCACUCAACCCACGGUGACCUUUCCUCCUCGUUCUCCUCAUGAGAGCCGAGCUGUCGUCUUACCGGAACAAGUCUUUGUGUAUUUCCUGUGUUGUGCAGUAUUUUAUUUAUUUUGUACUCUUAUGUCUAUAUAUUAUAUUUUUACAGAUGAUUGUGAGAAUCGCCGUCACUCGGGAGGCUGAUGUGAUUUUAUUUAAUGUCGUUAUUCUUUGCCAGCAGCACAGCGUCUCAUCAGAAAGGUAUUGUUCGGUUCUUCACGGUGGGAAAAAUGUGCGUUUUCUGACGUCGGUCGCAGUUUAUAAUAAGGGAACAAAAGGACAUGCUUAAUUAAUCUGAGCGUGAUUCAUUGUGUGAAUGGAUUCAGGACGAGUCCCCGCUGCUCACCGGUAAGAAAUGAGUUGAUGUGUUCGUUUAGCACGUAAUUGAUCAUCAAUUAAUGAUUAAGUGGCUUCAUGCAUUCAUUUAGAUGUUCCCACGUCGGCUGGAAUCCAGAGCAGCGUCGACUCAGACACAAAUAUGAAGCUGAACUCACAUGCAAACGUUGACAUCAGCUGACAUAAAGUAAAAAAAAUCCAGAUGAUUUCCUGAAGUAAUGGUACCAAGAGUGUAAAAAAUAUUCCUUUGCAGGCAAGAUUCCGGAAUGAAUCGAGUACAAAAGCAGCAAAAUGUAGUAGAAGCAAUAAAAUAAUGGUCCUGGUUUGUUCCGUCUGAUUCAGCCUCCCAGAGCAGCUCACAUGGAGGCAGACUCUGAAAUCUCGAUGUUUUUAACUUUAUUACACUGAAACAUGUCUGUCUGUUAGCCAAGACAUGCUAGUUUUAGUGCACUCGGCAUCUUUCAACAACAACAGCAAAGAUUUCUGUUCAGAACCUUUAGAAAAUACACAUGCAAGUUUGUGAAUGUGACUUCAGUGGCUGUCUGAAUUAACAGCUUCGUAUUUCUGAUGAACAGCUGCUGUUUUCUGACUAAAAUGACGUCUUUUCUGUCUUUCCCCGUUCAAACAAAAGUGUCCAAAUUUGCUACCGCUGAAAUUUGCCGAUGGCCUUCGUGAAUCGUUCCUCUGAAAGGAAACAUAAAUCCCAGUGAAUCGGCUAAAAACACCAGAUAAACAGGGACUCAUUACUGUGCAGCUCUAUUCCAGCUGAUUUGGUUGCGCUGUCGGUUACCAUUAGUUGAUGAUUCCUUAACGGGGUUUUGCCUGCUGGAGGUUUUCAUUCGUCCUGAAGAGGUUUUUUAGCCAGCAUCCAAGGAAAACAAGUAGAGAAUAAAAUAGAAAUUCAAAUUUUGGACCAGUUCUGUUCAUUGGGAUUUUAUUUAUUGAAGCAGAAUGGAUGUUUUUGUUUAUCCAGUGCUUGGGAAUAACAGUAAAACGCUUUGAUUUUCAGUCAGAUGCCACCAGCAAAGGUUCUUUCUGAACCUGGAAAGCCCAGACUGAGUGUUGACUUCUCACACAAACAGACAGGAGUUCAUCAUUUCUUCACGGUGAGCAGCAGGAGCUCCUUCAGCUUUUAUCCUAAAGCGCUGCCUGACUUGUUAUCCUGAUGAAGAUGUCGAUCCUUUUGGUUUCCGUUCUGCCACUUUGAAUAUUAAUCAGCAGCUUUUUGACCACGACUUAAUUUAUUGAAUCUUCUGUCCUGGCGCUCGUCGUGCAGCCGGUUACGGUGAUGAAGUGGGAGAACAGACCGUGUUGAAUGUGUUUCUGUUGAAGUGCUCUACAUAGCAGGGUCUUUAUGGGACAUACAGGAUCCUCUGCCCCUCCAUCAGCUGUCCAAAGCUCCCUCCUGUGGUUUUAUUCUCUUAGUUUUAGGGAGAAGCAUAUUGAGUUUUAUUUGUUCCGCUCUCUAACAAGCGUCACAUUGCAUGCAGGGAUGGAGAAGCGCAGGGCUGGAGCCGCCUCCCAGCGUCACUCACACGCAGAAUAUAUAUAAAUAUAUACAUGGAAUAAGGCCACUUCUGUCAUUAAUGGUGUUUUAAAAAAAGAAACUCCACAGGCAACCUGGACAAGCAGCUCAACUCUCCGGUUGUUGGCAAACAAAAGGGAAAAGUCGACGACGUGUAAAUUGUGUCUGUAUGAAACCCGAACGUUCAGAUCCAGACGUGGGUGUUUGAUGUCCGUUUGUAUGUGUGUCAAUUCAGAGCGAGAGAAUAAAAUAAUUUAUAUAUUUUUAGAAAAUGAAAGCUGUACUAUUAUUAAAGAAAAAAAGACUGUGGCCAAUAAAGAGUCUCACACAACUGAAGUAAUCUCAAAGUGGAGUUGACAUCUGCACUCACUGCCUUAAAACAUUCACAGGUUCUGUUUCACGGCUCUAAUCUGAGAAAAAAAAUCAUUUUAGAAAUUUAAAAAGAGGCUUUUCAAGGAGGGAAAGGAGAUGACGGUGUACAGUAGACCCAUGUCAGUUUGUACAAAUAUACCAAGUGAAAAAAAUAUUUAUUACCUGCAUUGGAAGAAAUUGUUUACUUAUUGAAUGUUACUUGUUUAUGUAGAAAAGUUUAGAUGUAAUAAAAUGCAUUCUGCUA